UAUUUAUAGGUACUCUAGCUACGGCCACACUAAGGCAGCGAAAAAGUGAAACUAAUCGAAGAUCUCCCAUCGCCAGCAAUAACAACAAUAACAAAACGCAACAACAAAAAGCAGCGACGCGACGUCGACCGCGGACAAAUCGUAUCGUUAAACGAUAACAAGCCACCACAAUAACAAAAUCCAAAGCAAAACCAAAAACGUAACAUAUUGGCAGGCUGCAACGGGACUAAUCACGGCUAUAGGCGCUGCUUAACUAACCAGUAGCACUCCGGUAGUCCGGCAAUCGGUAUCCCCGCGAGCGGCUGUGAUUCCAAUCGGAGAUUGGCAAUUCUGUGACUUCUAUUAAUAAAGCAACAAAUCGAACAGUAGCAUCCUCCUGUGUGUGGAGUCAUGUGUUCCACUGCACACAAAAACAAGACAAGAAAAGCCAUGUAAAUGAAUAUUAAUAGCCCGUCAUCAAGGGGAGGUCAUUGGCUAUUUCUUUCGCUCGUCCGCUCCCCCAGUUUCGCCUAUAACUGCACUUGCUCUGUCUGCAAAAUAACGGGACUCAACAACAAAUGGCAUUUGCAGAUGGCUGCCGCCGCAUCGUCUAAUUGGAAUUUGUGCAAAGAAGAAGCGUUGAGAAAACAAAGAAAUCUGCAAAUAAUUGCUAAUUAGUUGCAUUUCUGCCAUUGUUUGGAGGUUUCGCUUGCGAAUUUUUAAUGUAAUUAACGCGCCAGCUGUUUUUUCGAGUGUGUUCAGUGUGUGUGUAGCCCAAGCCUCCGAUCUAUUUUAUUUUUGUUUUUUCGGUGUCCAAAGGUGCAAGUGCGUAUGAAUAGUAGUACACACAAAAACAACGGAUUCGGAACCGGAGAAAACACAGUUAAAAGGAAGGGCUAAUCUAGGAGAAGAACCGUUUGAUUUCGGUUGCCGCUGCCUCCUCCUCCUCUGCCCCUCUCUCUCUCUCUCUCUUCAGCACCUCUCCAUUUUCUACAUUCGCCGCGGGAAGCAGGAGGACAGGGCACCUCCAGCUCCCAUUCCUCCAACUCGUCGCACAAGCAGCAGCAAAAUUCCUCCAACAACAAUCGUCAGAAGUCGCAAUCGAGCACUUCAUUGAAUACCGCCCACGAGCAGCAGCAGCACAGCAUCACCGCAGCAAAGUUCUACGCCCACCAGGAGACCGCCAGUUACGAAAGGGGCGUGGAUGUGGGUGACGAGGGGGCGCUACUGCUGACCAAUCAGCAGCAGGAACAGAGGCGUCAACAGCAGCAACAGCAGCAACAGCAGCAGCAGCUACAGCAGAAGCCUCAAAGCAACACCUUGCCUCAAAAGAAGUCCAAGCUCAAGGGCCAAAAGCAGCCAAAGCAGUUGCCAGUGCAGCAGCCACAAAGCAAUGCACCUGAGCCACAUGAUCCACAGCAACCACUGAUGACUUCCCUGGCAGCAGUGCCGCAGGCUUCAGCGACUGGGAGCUCCAGCAACAGCAACAUCAAUAACAACAACGCAUUGGCCGCACUGCAAGAUGGUGGCGCUGCUGCCGCCGCUGCAGCAGAUUUCUACCAGCAACUAGCAGCAGCGGCCACGGCCACUGCAACAGCAACAUCGGCGAACGGCAGCAACACCAGUGCUGAUAGUCCGGUCAGCGCUUUUCCCGCAGCAGCAGCUGCCGUUGCUGUUGCCGCUGUGGCAGCAAGCAGCUACCAGCAACAGCAGCAGCAGCAACAGCAGCAACAGCAGCUCCUCAACAACGAACAGCAACAACAGCAACUACUAGAGGCUAACAACAAAAUGCAGGAGCUGCACAAACAGCUGGAGAGAUUCAGAAGCGAGCAAAUGCAACUGGAGACACGCAUCACGGAGCUGUUGCCAUACCAAAGCGAGGUGGCCAAGCUGAAGGGCGAUCUGGUUAAGAUGCAGAGUCUACAGGAAAAGGCCCAGAUGGAAAUCGGCAAUUUGAAAUACGAGAAUGAAUCUCUGCGCAAUCGGCUGCGGGACGUAGUAAACUCACCGCUGUCGGAUGCGGAGAAGCACCAGAUCAUUCAAGACUCGCAGCGGCUGCACAGUUCAGCGCCCGCUUCAAUAGCCCUGCCCAGUGCACACGAUGCGCAUGAUGGCACACCCUGCCUCACUCCCGAUUGGGAUAAGCAAUCAUCCUCCAGCGAGAUCUCUGUAGCCUGCCUGCAAGACAAGAUCAUUCAAAUGGAGGAGACACACUACUCCACUAACGAGGAGCUACAGGCUACAUUGCAGGAGCUGGCCGAUUUGCAAACCCAGCUGACGGAUACGCAGACGGAGAAUGAGCGUCUAGCCGAGGAGAAGGAUGUGCUCUUCCAGUCGCUAUGCCGACAGACGGAGAAGCUAAAUGAAUCGCGUACACAGAUUAGCACGCUGCAAGAGCUGAUAAUUCGGGAUACCAAGCAGCCUGCACCCGAAGUAAGUGUUUCGGAGAGGGAGCAGAAGCUUCUGGAUCUGAUCAAGACAUCACAGGAGGAGCGCGAGGCGGUUUUGCUCAAGCAGGAGGAACUGGGAUCUGAGCUGGCGGAACUGAAACAGGCCCGGGAAGCUGGACAACAGGAGCUACAGCGCCAGAGAGAACGUAUUGCCCUGUUGGAUUCUCAGUUGGAUGCAGCAAACGCAGAGCGGCGGCAAGGAGAGGCUCAGUUUUCGCAGGCCAUGGAAGAGAUAUCGCAGAGGGCCAUCGAAAUCAGUCGGUUGAGCACUCUUCUGGAGAAUGCGCGCUCAAAGAUCGAGGAGCUGGAAGCGGAUUUGUCCAGAGGAGACAAGACAGACCUAAGCGAUGUGCUGGAUGUGGCCAGAAAGGAGAAGGAUGCCCUAGAAGAACGUGUGGCUGAAUUACAAGAUCAGUGCUCUCGCAGCCAAGCUGAGCUGAGAAGACUACGUGACCAGCUUUCCGGCUUAACUGAGGAAUGCAAAGUGGUCAAGAAUAACGCCAAGUGUGCGGUCUCUCACCUGGAAUACCGCUUGGAGCAGCUCCAACGUGAUAAGGACAAAAUAGCUGGAGAAUGGCAGGCGCUGGAGGAACGCGUGGCCGAACUGCAGGUUCAGUGCAAAUGCCAUCAGGAAGACAAAGCCCAGUUGCAAUCCCUGCUAGCUGAAACUCAGCGCCAUCUGGGCGAUGUUCAACUGAAGCUGGGUGAGGCAGAGUGUAGACUCGACCAGGAGACACAGCUGCGGCGCAAGGAGGCCGAGGAGUGGCAGCAGUUCCAGGCCGACCUUCUCAUGACUGUGCGAGUGGCCAACGACUUCAAGACUGAGGCGCUCAGCGCCCGGGAGCAGCUAGUUCUCGACAACAAGACGCAGAAAGAAAAGAUCAGACUGCUGGAGCAGCAGCUUGAAAAACUUACCAAACAGCAACUGCAGCAGUCGGAAACUCCGCAGUCGGUGCUAUCCACAGUUCAGCGUGAGAUGGAGAUGGCCACGCGACGCAGCAAGCUUAGCUUCAGCCGACAGGACUCGCGGCUGUCUGUUAAAACGCUCAUUGAGAGUAUUGAGAAUAACAAAUCGCAGGGCAAAGCCGACGAGGCGGAAUCCCACUACAGCUCGACGUCUAGCCUAAACAGCGGAACUCCUGACCUGGGGACUACGCCCAUUAUCUUUCCUCCCUCCAGUGACUGGCAUGAGAGCCUUCGGUUGCCUGUGCUGCAGAGCAGUAACUUGCACGUAAACGUUGGCAAUCCAGCCGGUGCCGGACAGGGAAGCAAUAUUUCAUCUGGCAGCGGAGGAGAUUCAGCUAGCACUACCAAAGCCACUUUGCCGCUGCGCGAUCAACAGCAGCAGCAACAGCUUGGGAUAACAACUACCCAAAGCCAGAUACAGAACGUCUCCCAACCUUCUACGCCGGCCACGCCCAGCAGCGCGGGCAGCAGCAGUAGCGGCGGGCUGCCAUUUGGUAACGUCUCAAAGUCAUUUAUCAGCGGCGAACGCAAGGACCCGCUAAACAUGCUGGCCAAGAAUGGUGGUUCAAAGCGCAACGCCCUCUUGAAGUGGUGCCAAAACAAAACAGUGGGUUACCGCAACAUUGACAUCACCAACUUCAGCUCGUCGUGGAACGAUGGGUUGGCCUUCUGUGCUAUCCUACACUCGUAUUUGCCGGAUCGCAUUCCGUACGAUCAACUGACUCCUGCCAACAAGCGGCGCAACUUUUCACUGGCAUUUGCGGCUGCCGAGUCCGUGGGCAUUGGCACAACACUGAAUAUCAAUGAUAUGUGUCAGAUCGAACGACCCGACUGGAUGCAGGUGAUGUCCUAUGUGACGGCAGUCUACAAAUACUUUGAGACCUAGAGGAGGGAACUUAAGGACCAUCUGCUGCCCUCCACUUGAGCUCCUUAGUGCAGUAGUCGUAGGGUUCCCUUUGCUUUCAAUAUAUAUGUUUGUUCUUCCGCAUACAUAUUUUUUGGUGUUGUGUAUAUUCAGUUCACGAUGAAGAGCGAUCUAAUGUUUUCACCGAUUCCUCUAGCUUGUACGCUUUUUUCCCGUAAAGCCUCUUCUGUUUUAGUGCGUCCGUUUCCAUAUUCUUGCCCAUGUACGAUGGUCGUCCGGGCAGUGCCCCAUAUUUGGACAUUGCUACUCUUAAAUACGUUUGUUUUUGGGUUUUAUAGACAAACCCUAGUAUUAAGUUUAAGCAUAAAGUUACAUUUUUUUUGAAGCUUCGAAGUUUGUUGGACCGAUCCUACCAAGGACAACGAUGACCAUCCCAGCCUGUUUCCACUGUACAUGGGUGUUUAUAUAGGUAUUUUUUUUAUUGCGUGGUACAGAGUUUAUUUUAAUGCGUAAAUCGACGAUUGAGGAUGAUUAGCUGACGACGAAACAUUACUAUACAGAUAAUAAGGAGAUGGACUAGUUUUAACGUAUAUAUAAUUAUUUAUUUCAACUAAUUGAGAACACUAAUUUAAACAUAAACAAAAUGUAUUUUUAAACGAUUAAUUCUACGAUCUAUCAUAAAGAACAAUAUGCUGCGAAAGGCAGUAAGUCAAGUAA
Molecule: messenger RNA, 4977 nt
Organism: Drosophila erecta
Lineage: Eukaryota; Metazoa; Arthropoda; Insecta; Diptera; Drosophilidae
Product: cytospin-A
Exons: 10
Coding region: 1408-4281 (957 amino acids)
Biological process (GO): actin cytoskeleton organization
Cellular component (GO): filamentous actin; microtubule organizing center
Molecular function (GO): protein binding
Source: RefSeq, a predicted model, not a curated record